UUGAAAAUCAAACUCCAUAAAUACUAGCCCCCACCAUUUUUGUUUGACUAAUACCUUGACCACUCCUUUUACUUAACCAUUUCCCUAGUUCUUCCAUUCUCGCUUCUUAAUUUCUUAAUUUCUUCUUGAAUUUCCUACUUUUCUUAUUCUCUCUUCUCAACUGCCAUUGCUAUGGUUUCUUGAAGAAGAAUUGGAAGAAGUUCGACUGUAAUCUAAGCUCAGUUAUGGCGUCUAAGAAUGGUGUUGUUCGAGGAAGUUCCUUUAAGGCUGAUAAACCGUCUUCUAAGUCUUCUUCAUUCAAAUCGAAACCUCCGGUGCGCCGUAGUGCUUCUCUCGGCGGUGGCGUUGUUAAGGAUGGUUCUGAUGUUCCAGGUAGAGUUCGCGUGGCUGUAAGAUUGAGGCCUAAAAAUGCAGAGGAAUCAGUGGCAGAUGCGGAUUAUGCAGAUUGUGUGGAAUUGCAACCUGAGCUCAAAAGAUUAAAACUUCGUAAGAACAAUUGGGACUCAGAUACUUAUGAAUUUGAUGAAGUUCUCACUGAGUUGGCAUCCCAAAAGCGUGUCUACGAAGUGGUUGCAAAGCCAGUUGUUGAGAGUGUUCUUGCUGGGUACAAUGGGACCGUGCUGGCUUAUGGUCAAACGGGGACUGGAAAAACUCACACUCUUGGACAGUUGGGAGAGGCAGAUGCUUCUGAACGAGGAAUUAUGGUCCGUUCUGUGGAGGAUAUUCUUGCUGACACCUGUCUAGAGACUGAUUCAGUCUCUGUAUCAUACAUACAGCUGUAUAUGGAGACUAUUCAAGAUCUUCUUAACCCUGUAAAUGACAAUAUUCCGAUUAUGGAAGAUCCCAGAACAGGAGAAGUAUCUUUGCCUGGUGCAACUGUUGUAGAGAUAAGAGAUCAACAUACCUUUCUUGAGCUUCUGCGAUUGGGAGAAGCUCAUCGCUUUGCUGCUAAUACCAAGCUGAAUACAGAAUCUUCUCGGAGCCAUGCAAUUCUUAUGGUACAAGUUAAGAGAUCCGUUCAGGGAGGUGAGCCUUCUUCUAGUGAAGAUGAUGAACAUUCCCAAUCAGUUAAAAAUUGUGCUCCACCAAUACUGCGCAAGGGCAAGCUUGUCAUAGUAGAUCUUGCAGGUUCUGAGCGUGUUCACAAAUCAGGAAGCGAGGGCCACACCUUGGAGGAAGCAAAGGCUAUCAAUCUCUCUCUUACAGCUUUAGGAAAAUGCAUCAAUGCACUUGCAGAAAAUAGUCCUCAUGUACCAAUACGUGAUUCGAAACUUACAAGGUUGCUGAGAGAUUCAUUUGGAGGAACGGCUAGAACUUCCCUUAUUGUCACAAUUGGUCCUUCACCAAGGCAUCGUGGAGAAACUACAAGUACAAUACUCUUUGGACAAAGAGCCAUGAAGGUUGAAAACAUGUUGAAAAUCAAGGAAGAAUUUGAUUAUAAAAGUUUGUCUAAAAGACUUGAAGUGCAAUUAGACCAACUUAUUGCCGAGGGAGAAAGGCGGCAAAAAGCAUUUGAUGAUGAAGUCAAACGAAUAAGUACUGAAGCCCAGAACCAUAUUUCUGAAGUUGAAAGGAAAUUUGCUAGUGAAUUAGAGAAAGAAAGAACAAAAUGUCAAAUGGAUUAUUUAGAAUCAAUAAAGCAACUUGAGGAGAAGUGGAUUGUAAAUCAGCAAAACCAACAUAAGAAUCGUUUCAGCAAUGGUACAUGUGAUACAGAGUUAAGUAAUGUGCCUAUUUCUGAGGAAGUUGCUGAAGUCAAGCAGCUGCUUCAAAAUGAGAUUCAUUUGAGAAAGGCAGCUGAAGAGGAGGUCAACAAUCUGAAAAUUCAACUAUCACAGUUGACAUCUUCAGAGGGAGGUGGAACUGCUGAAAUUCUUAGACUUAACCAGGUGCUAGAAGAUGAAGCUUUUGAGAAAAAGAGACUUCAAGAUGAAAUCACAUCUUUACAAGGCCAAUUGUUGCAGCUCACAUUUGAAGUCGAUCAGAUGCGAAGGUACAUUGACAGGCUUGAAUCAGGAAAUGGUUUUUCUCGUUCUCAUUCUCUAACUUCGCCGAGCCGGAACUCCCAACAGAAAGACAGAGAUAAUGGACACAAAUCAUCUUUUAACUCACUUUUUGAACAAGUUGGAUUACAGAGGAUCUUGUCAAUGCUCGAGUCAGAGGAUCCCAAUAUACGUAUCCAUGCAGUGAAAAUAGUCGCCAACCUUGCCGCUGAAGAAACAAACCAAGAGAGGAUUGUUGCUGCUGGUGGGCUUACUUCCUUGUUGAUGCUUCUUAGAAACUAUGAAGAUGAAACUGUUCGUCGUGUAGCCGCUGGAGCAAUUGCCAAUCUUGCCAUGAAUGAAGCCAAUCAAGAACUUAUUGUAGCUGAAGGUGGUAUCAGUCUCUUGUCAACAACAGCUGAUGAUGCUGAAGAUCCACAGACUCUUCGCAUGGUUGCUGGAGCAAUUGCUAAUCUAUGUGGGAAUGAUAAGCUGCAGGUCAAGCUACGAGCUGAGGGUGGUAUUAGGGCAUUGCUCGGGAUGGUAAGAUGUAGACAUCCUGAUGUUCUUUCACAGAUUGCACGUGGUAUAGCAAACUUUGCAAAAUGUGAAUCUCGGGGUGCAACUCAAGGGACGAAAACUGGAAAAUCAUUAUUGCUUGAGGAUGGUGCACUUUCUUGGAUUGUACAAAACGCAAACAAUGAAGCUUCACCUAUCCGGAGGCAUAUUGAGCUAGCACUCUGUCACUUGGCUCAGCAUGAAGUAAAUGUGAAAGAUAUGAUUGCUGGGGGUGCACUUUGGGAACUAGUACGCAUAUCCCGGGAUUGCUCUCGGGAAGACAUAAAGAGUCUUGCCCGUAAAACCCUUACUUCCAGCCCAAAUUUUCAAGCAGAGAUGAGGCGGUUAAGGAUAGACAUCUAGUCUUGAUGAAGGUUAAUGCUUCUCCACCCUUCUAGAAUAAAUUCAGUUGGGUUCUCCAAAUGCAGUUCCUUAAUAUCCUUGAUUAGACUUAGUUGGAAUAUCCGUUGCUUGGAAAAUAGUAAUCUACUCAAAAUUUUGCCUACCAUAAUGAGGAGGGGUCAGUUUUGUAAUCGUGUAGUCUAGUGUAUAUCAGUCAAUCUUAUGAGAAUUAGAGGAGAGCUCUCCACUCCUCUCAUCUGCUACACCUGAGAUGGCUAAAUGAUUCUCACGGGGCUUUUGCCAUUUGGGUUGCUCUUCUCUUUAAAGCCCUUUUUUGUUGGGGAAAUAUAGGGAAAAUAGAAAUCUUGCAUCUCCAUCCUGG
Amaranthus tricolor (Joseph's coat) is the source of this 3264-nucleotide messenger RNA. Its product is annotated as kinesin-like protein KIN-UB. The record is from RefSeq and is a predicted model, not a curated record. Gene Ontology annotation, molecular function: microtubule motor activity; ATP binding; microtubule binding. Gene Ontology annotation, biological process: microtubule-based movement. The transcript has 19 exons. The coding region runs from base 225 to 2903 and encodes 892 amino acids. NCBI's taxonomy places the organism in Eukaryota, Viridiplantae, Streptophyta, Magnoliopsida, Caryophyllales, Amaranthaceae.